AUGUUUCUUUGUGCAUUUGCAAAGGUGUUCUUGCUUUGGGUUUCGACGCUGGGAGAGGCCAAGGCUCCUGUUCCACCAACAGUAGAGCCAGGAGCCAAGGACUUUGGGGGUGGCACAUCUGACACACCUGGGCAUGGUGCGUGGAUGCAGGAGGUGGGUCAUUCAAAGCCCGUAGAGGUGCUUACGGGCCUUCCUGACUGGCAGACCUUCUACCAGGACUAUGUGCGUGCAAACCGACCUGUCGUCCUAAAGAAUGCUGCGCAGACUCAGAAAGCCUUUUCAAAAUGGACUGAUGAGUACCUCCUGGACCUUUGGCGCAAGCGAAGAGUUGACGUUGAGAUCAAGAAGGUUGAAGAGCGCGGAGGCCCUACUGUGCAAUGGCCCUUUGAAAAAUUCCUCCGCGAAAUGUACAAGGUAGAGAGGAAGGAUGAGCUUUAUGCAGUCAUAGGUUUUGAAGAUGAUGCCCAAGCCCUGGCGGACGUGGCCCUCCCGCAGCCAGCAAGGUGUCAAGAAGUUUGGCCCCAAUCUGCUACCCUUUGGAUGAGCAAUGGUGGCACCAUGUCAGUGCUGCACAACGAUGAUGGUGAGAACUUCUUGAUGUUGCUGGAUGGCACCAAAAGUGCACACCACUACCUUCUCACCAGACAUUGGCAGAAGGCAAGCUUGUGGAUGAAGGCGGAGUUGCUUCACUUGCUGGCGGAGCUCUUUACCACCGCAAACUUGUCAAGUCGUGUCGAGCUACAUUUGUCGGAUACGAGGCUGUUGCGUCUAUUGCUGGAGGCUGCCCACCAGCGAGCCCUCCGGGAGGCGCACUCUGGAGGUGCAGUAAAGCCAGGGCCGAAGGCUCUUCAAGCAGACACGGAUCGAAAUGCAGUCAGCGGUGCUGGGGAGCGACUGCGUGGCCGCAUGUUGGAGGCCCUGCGAAGGCAAGCAGCUACUGCAUCUGGAGAGAGGCUUGCAAACAGUCAAAGUGGAAGCAGUGGAAACAGUUCGCUUCCAGUUCAGGAUCCGGUUCGAAACUACAUCCCUCCCGCCGCCCUGGAACGGGCAGCUGCAGAGCUUGCGGGGCUGCUGGCAGGAGCAUCAUCACCGGAGGCACCCAAAUCAGUUCACGCCUUCCUCAGCGAGGUCGAAGAACUUUAUGCAUCUAGCAACAUUCCUGCUCCUGCAAGUCCUGCAUCCCCCCGAGGGAGCUCCCAGGUUUCAUUGGGAGGUAGGUCCCUUUCGGAAUCAGUUGCCGAGGACCUGAAGGAGGUUCUGCGAUCCUUGCGUGCUUUGGACAGCUUGCUUGCAAGCCAAACAUCAUGGCGUGGAGUCAUGAUCGAUCCACAAAUGCCUAUCAAUUCUAUGUAUGGUCCUGGGCUGAUCUUCAGCGUGUUAAUGCACUUACCAGGGGUUGCGUCUCCAACGAUGGUUUGUGUUGGAGGACGAGUAGACACUUUGGUCGGACAGCCAGACAGCCGCAUGUUCUUUUCUUUCGCUCCAUGA
This is a messenger RNA of Durusdinium trenchii, 1488 nucleotides long. Lineage: Eukaryota; Dinophyceae; Suessiales; Symbiodiniaceae. The record is from the annotation of a GenBank genome assembly.